ACCUUAUUUUUUUUUUGCGAGCACCUGAUGGAUUUGAAACAAGCGCGCUUGCAUUAGCCGACCUUGAACCUUCGUGCGCAUGCGUGAAUUUUUUCCCGCCUGCCAAUAGCGUCAGUCACUGAAACGCAGCGUUUGAGUGAGGUCGUGCGCAGUGCUCUCGUCGGUUUUUCAUUGCAAGGAAAAUGACGGAGCCACUGGAGCAGCGCUACUGCAUCAAAUUUUGCCAGAAACUGUACGACAGCCAAGUGGAAACCAUUGGGAAGAUCAAGACGGCUUUCGAUGACGACGCUAUGAGCCGCACACAGAUUAAGGAGUGGUACAACCGGUUUAAAGACGGCCGCACAUCGGUGGAGAGCGAGCCACGCUCCGGUCGGCCAUCAGCAUGCCGAAAUGACCAGGUCAUUGCCGAAGUGAACGCUGUGGUGAUGCAGGACCGUCGUGUGACUAUCCGGGAAAUUGCGGAAGAGGCGGGCAUCAGCACUUUCUCUGCACAUUCCAUUAUGACCGAAGAUUUGGCCAUGAAGAGAGUUGCGGCGAAAUUCGUGCCGAAACUGCUCACGGUGGAGCAAAAGCAACUUCGUGUUCAAGUCUCACAGGACAUGCUGGAUUUCACAAGCAGUGACCCUAACUUCAUGAACACCAUUAUCACUGGUGACGAGUCUUGGGUGUACGGGUACGACCCGGAAACCAAAUCCCAGUCGUCACAGUGGAAGCAUUCCACGUCACCAAGACCAAAGAAGGCCCGCCAAGUGCGAAGCAACGUCAAAGUGAUGCUGAGUGCUUUCUUUGACUCCCGCGGUGUGGUACACCACGAGUACGCACCACAGGGUCAAACAAUCACCAAAGAGUACUACAGGGAUGUCCUCCGUCGCCUACGUGAUGCUGUGCGGCGCAAGAGACCUGAGUUGUGGUCAACAGGAAACUGGCGCAUCCAUCACGACAAUGCUCCUGCACAUUCCUCACACUUGGUUCAGACUUUUUUGGCGAAAAGUCAAGACUCCUGUAGUUCAGCAGGCUCCUUACUCUCCUGAUAUGGCCCCCUGCGACUUCUGGCUGUUUCCCAAACUCAAGAGGACAUUGAAAGGAGAGCCAUUUCAGACAAGGGAGGACAUUAUGGCUGCAACGACAGCUGAGCUAAACUCCAUUCCGAAAGAGGCCUUCUCAGAUUGCUUGCAACAAUGGCAGCACCGCUGGGAGAAGUGUGUGGAGUCCCAAGGGGACUACUUUGAGGGGGAUUAGGUUUCCAACGCUCCAAUUAUGGCAGUUUUUUUUCUUC
Molecule: messenger RNA, 1276 nt
Organism: Rhipicephalus sanguineus (brown dog tick)
Lineage: Eukaryota; Metazoa; Arthropoda; Arachnida; Ixodida; Ixodidae
Product: protein GVQW3-like
Exons: 1
Coding region: 183-1031 (282 amino acids)
Molecular function (GO): nucleic acid binding
Source: RefSeq, a predicted model, not a curated record